CAGGAAAGUAAUGAUGUGUUAAACUUAAAGCUACCAACUCUAACAGAAGUUGAGUGAGUGGCAUUUAUAUUUAUUCAUGCUUUCUAAAUUGUGGACUUCAUGUUAAAGAAUUCUCAGGCUAGCUAUUUUAAAUGAUAUGAGCAAUGGGUACAUCCAAAUUUUUUGUGAAACAGACUAGCUUUCCUAUGGAUGGCCGCCUAAUUUUUAAAAUUUGGAAAUGUACUAAAAUCAUGUUUAUGUUUUUAAACACGAUUCCAGUAAAAUGAGAAGGGCUAGUUAUAACAGAAACAAUACUAUAAUUUAACUAAAAUGUACUCUUAUAAUAUGAAUAGUCUCUUUCAUUUCCAUUUACGGUAUCAUCAUCCAAUCCAUGUUUACUUAUCCAAAAAAUGACAACCACAAAUGGUAUGAAAGCAAAACCAAACCAUUUGCGAUUUUCUCUCUGAAAAUAAAUAACUUUUCCUAUGUGUUCAUUCACCAUAGUUUCAUUGGGGAAAAUAGUAAAUGAAAGAAAUUUUUUUAAAACAUUAUUCCAGCAACUGUAACCUAAAGGACAAAACUACAGUUAUGUUUGCCUUGACCAGGGGUGGAAAAACAAUGGCCUGCGGGCCACAUCUGGCCCAGGGUUCACAUCUGGCCCUUGAUGCUUUUUUUUGUUCGCCAGCUAGCCAUAUAACAUAUUUUUAUAUUUUAAAAUUAUAUCUUCACAGUAGGCACUAUUUUGAAACUCUAAGUAGCUCUCCUACAGCUUGCUAACAGCAGCACUUCCAUUUAUAUAGAUUUAUCACAGUCUCUGUACCAUCCCCUUUCAAAAUAUUCAGAAGGGUCUAAAUGUUAAAAUAGGCUGACAUAGUAGCAUUGGUAAUUCAUCUAAUCCAUUUUUUUAAAACAAUAUUUUAUUCUUUGAAAGAGUAGAUUAAAUAUACUUCUCUUGUCAUUAGGAAAUUCAUGAUCAAGCAAGAAUUUUUCUCACAGGUAAGUUUAGGCUUUACUUAACUGUGUUUAUCAACUACCACAGAGAGGUUAAAUUAACUGGCUUAUCUUUUUCUUAUUUUUUAUAUAUAUAAAAAUUACCAGCAUAGUUUGACAUUCAGGCAGUUUUUAGGAAAGUUUGAAAUGCAUGUAUGUUACAUUAACCUAGGGAUUCUAUAAAAUACAUGUGUGCUCGCUCUAUAGCAGAGUUCCCCAAAUGGUGGCCUAUGGACCAUAAACCUUACAUUGCCGUCCCACAACAUAAAUAUUUCUGGUCAGACGGAAAGAAAUUUUAAUUAAUGGUGAAGAAUUUACAAACUCUCCACAGCUGCUCUUUGUUUGUUUAAAGGGUAUUGGUGCAGUCUGGUGUAUUUGAUAGAUGGUAUAGGCGUAAGUCCUGAAGUGCUUGGCAGUGGAAGAUGUGAUGUGUUACUGUCUCAUUUGGAUAUCUGCAGAGAGGGCGCAUUUGUGCUUUAUCUGGUUUCAUGCGGCUUGGAAUUAAGUUGUGUGUGUCCUGUGUGAAGGCGAAAGAUUAGGUCCUAUUUAAUUCUUUGGAGGCAAUUUAUUGAGUCUUUGGGAUCAGGACUGGGCAUGCAUGCGACUCAACAGGAAGAUGUGUUAUGCAUGUGAAAACACAUCUUCCUGUUGAGUCCAUAGCCCAUCCAUUAAACCAUUUUGUUUUUUUUUAGUUCUGAUAAUCUACUUGGCAGUGCUGAAUGAUAUAGGUAUGUUUGGUUGCUCAUUGGAUGGUCCUUGUUUUGCUAUUUUGUUUGCUCAUUUCCUGGUCUUCUGGUAUCCAUUGUGGUAGCUAGUCUUUCAAAAAUGGAUCAUGACUAUUUUUAACAUUGGCUGGUUGCUGGGGCUGACAUUGUCUGUGGGUUCACAGAUGUCUGAUCAGGCUGAUUCUCGCAGGAAAUGUUCUGGUGCGGGGGAUGGAUGGGAAAAUAAUUAAACUGUUGAAAACAAAAUAAUUUUAAUCAGACAAUAAGCAACAUGAAAACAGGUAUCAAGUCAGCCAAGAGUAAGAUCAAAGAGAGCAGAAAUUUAAAUUAAAAAAAUUGCUGCAAUCAAUAAGGCAAACUAAAAGACAGAUGGUGACUGAUCUCCAAUAAAUGACCUAAAGGCUGAAGAGAGACCUCCUUAUUCAAGCACUGUCUAUUUUUGAAUAGAUCUUUAAACAGACUCUGCUCAACACAGCAAUAAAAGAUCUGAAACCUUGAAAAGCACCAGGCCCAGAUAAAUACCAUAAAGAGAUGCUGGUCAAUUUGGACCCUGCAGGAAAAAAGCCAUACCCGAUCUUGUAAACAGCUAUUGGAGCAAAAGCAAAAUCCCUCAAAUCUGAAAAAAAUGCCAUUGAAACAUCAAUAUUUAAAAGAUAGACUGCAGAUGAUGUUAAAAGUUAUAGACCCAGAAAUAAGGCCUCUUCUGCCUAAGUUUGUCUGAAUGGGCACAUUAACCAAAGUACUUCUGCUCGUGUCGUACUGGUACUCCCUGUUUCUAACAGAGACCUAUCAGGUGGGACCAAACAUCUAGCGGUAUAAGUGAACACUUAGGAGGAGGCCAAGUGUAAAACAUGCCAUGUUACAAUAACCCAUCCCUACUCUCCCUUGAGUAGUUAUCCUCUCCAAGACUUUAAUCCUCCUUCUUUCAAUGGUCCCCCCCAUAAUUGACCCUAAAGUUGGAUCCUCAUGGAUGUAUACGAUUGACCAGUCAUGAUGUGGAACAUACCACAAUACUAUGGUGGCAAGGUCUGGUGGGUUCUGUCCCCAGGAUCAUGAAAAUCCUUGCACAGACACAAUAUUACUAAAAUGGCUUAAAUCAACAAUGAAAAGUGCAGUGCCAGGAGACAGUAGGAGUCAGGGAAUGACUAAAUAGUGAAUCCUGCAUUGACAACAUGACUGAGGGAUGACAGAGCACUGAAGAUUUCUGUCUGGUAAACAUGGAAUCCCGGCACUUGGUCACCAUGUGGAGACAUGCGGUAUGCAGCUUCUGGAUUUGGCAUGGGAAUUAAGGGGGUUGAAGACAAAAAGAAAUACAUCCAACCCUUGUCUAUCAAGGCCUGCAUUGCGUUGCAACACCCAGGGUGGCUUAGAAAAAUCCACUACUUCAACAGACACAAAUACGCAUUUAAAUAUCCUGAAAAUCAACAUUUGUGGGGUACCAAACAAAAAAGUAGAGAUCUCACGCCACCUGCACAUAAAACAAGUACAUAUAGUAAUAUUACAAGAAACUAAACCCUAAAAUAGACCAACACACCACAGAUUGUACUCAUUACACUUGCAAGUGCCAAAACUUUAGAGGCAUCAUCACCCACAUAAGAAAUGCUAUCCAAGGCGAAGUUGAGGCAAUCCCCACAGAUCAGCUACCAGAUAUUCAAAAAAUGUACGGCUUUUAAAACAUACAAGCCCCCAACAAAUUUUGUCCACCCAGAGAACAUACAAUACCCCAAGACUGUGAUAGGCUGUGAUUUUAACUGCCACUCCCCUCAUUGGGGUAUACCAAAAUUACAACAACACUGGAGAGGCAAUAGAAGAACUCUGUAACACUACAAACCUAUUCAAUAUGCACAACAAAGAGUCAACACCCACUCUACUCCAUAGAAUUAUAACAAACUGAUCAGACUUGACCUAGCCAUACUCUCUUCAGACUUACUACAGAGGUGCUGGACUGCAUAGGUUGCGAUCACAGAAACAUUCUCACAACACUAACAACACCAAAUCAAAAUAAUUUUUAAAACAGCAGUAAGAUGGAAUUUAAAAAACAAGCAAACUGUGAUUUAUAUAAAGCAAGAAGUGAUGAACUACUGAGUGUCAUCCCCCAAAAUGACACCACAGAAAAAGUCAGUGAACAAAUCACCAUAGCCAUAUUAGAAGCUACCUCCCUAAGUAUCACAGGACAUUGCAGAAAGAAAUAUAAACCUUUCUGGGGAAAAAAAUGUGGAACAAAAUAUUUAAAAGAGAGAAUCUGACAGUAUCCUCAGAGAUGAAAAUUAAAUUAAUUUUAGAAUGAAUAAUAAAUUCCUUAAGUAUUUUGAAUGCAAAAGUACUCCUACAUUGUUGUUUUAAUCUGUUUGCAUCCAGGCUACUCCGAACCAUGCGUUGCUUUUACCACCUUCAUUCCGCCUGCAGCAGAUUCCAACAUCAACGAAGUAAGAUUGUGUUUGUUGGCAUAAACUUUGAAUUUAAGAAAUAAAUCUGUGUUAAAUGAGCAAAAAUAAUUUUUAAAUAAAUUAUUUAGAAUUUCAUAUCAAAUGUAUUCUCCUUGUGAACUCAGUAAUUUGUGUGUAGAUUGAGAGCUUUUUAAAUUUAAAAGGCACAAUAUCAUUUCAACGUGGCACUAAUAGUAAAGGUGGUCCUAGAAAUGUUCGAUUUUUAAUAAAUAUAUAUUGUUGUAAGUAUUAAAAAUAUGAUGCAAAAUAAUAUCUAAUGUUCCUUUCACAACAUAAUGGGAACAUAAAUACCAUACACCAAUACCAUAUAUUUAGCUUGAAAUUAAAACUCUAAAAAAAAUCAUUUCUGUUUUUUUUAAUUUGGUGUAAACAGCUUUAUAUUUUCAACUUCUCCAUUUUUUUCAUGUCUUGAUGAGAAAUAUUUAAUUUAUAGUACAUUUUUAUUAAGAGUUCAUCCAGUUAAAUUUGUGGAUCCGUUGCUAUUUUAGAACGGGUGGCCAACCCAAAAGGCUUCACAGCCCACUUGGAGAGCGUUUAACCUUUCAGGAGUUGCAUGUCAUUAUACCGAAAUUAUUAAAAAUUUAAUUAUACACCUUUUCAUUGCUGCAUAGAAUUAUUAUCUAUUCUAAAUACACAUAAUUAAAUGCAACAAAACAAAUUUAAACUACAAUCAUGUAAUAUUUUUUUAACUGUUAUCUCAUUAAACUUUUUUAAAAUCGAUUAAUGGAAUGAAGAAGGAAUACGUUUUUUUGUAAGGCAUCAUCCUCUAGCCACCAUAUUAAUCAAGAUGGGCAACAUGCAGGUUGUCACCCCCUGUUUUAGAAGAUUAACUAUGUUUUUAAAUAGUAACACAUUUUUUCAUGUUCAAAACUUGAUAUAUUUGAAUAAGCUUUGUUUUUAAAUUAAGUCAAUUGAGUUUCUACAGUUAUAAAGCAAACAGCUUUGUUUUUUGUUUUUUUUUGGGGGUGCGGGGGUGUGGUUAUGUUGCUUUUAUGAUACUAUGUGCUGAGACAAAACACUCUCACUCAUUCCAAAAUUUGUAAAAGCUUUUUUGUUUUUUAAAAUUCAGAUUUUACUUCCAUAAUAUGUUGUAAAGUUAAAGUUACAUCAAAAUUAAAUAUAAACUGUAACAUUAAGUUAAGGAGUUUCACUCGACUAUUAUUGUCCUCUACACACAAAGCAUCUCGAUUUACUUCCAUCUUCACUUCCCAAAAAUUGAAUAAAUUUCAUUCCGAGUUAAAUACAAUUUUUUAAAAUUACCAUUAUUUAUAGUUUCUAAAAUACCUCACUGUUAUCAUUUUAGUGGAACCUUUAAUAGUUUUUCACUAAUUUUUACCCAUUUGAAUUAAUGCAUUGUACAUAUCAGAGGCGAUGCCUAAAACAUACAGCUAAGUUUAAAAAAAAUUUCAUUUUGGUAGUCUUGAGGAUUUAUUGAACAUAAAUGUUGGCUUGUCUCUCCCAGCUCGACCAUUUUUUUUAUAAGUAGGGACUUUUCAAUAAAGUAAUUAUUUUUGCCAGUUAUACAUGUAACAAGUAAAAAAUCAUUAUUUACUUGCUCCAAUAAUGUGAAGAAAAAACAACAGGUUCAUUCACCUUGCCUUGAAAUGUCUCACUUUAUUAUAUGUAGUGAAGUUUAUUUUUACAUAUUGUAUUUUAUAUAAUUACACAAGUUUGUCUAAAAAAACAAAAUAGUCUUAGAUGAUAAAGUUGUUUUUUUAAAAUUAGAUUUAUUUACCUAAGACCAUCAGAAUUCAUUCAUUUUCAACUAUUUAGCAAUAUAAAAAAUAAAUUUGCAUCUGAAUUGAAUGAAUGGAGAAUGAAGCAAAUGGGCAAUUUCAAAGUGGGUAAUUGUAAUAUUACUACUGAUUACAGCUUGUAGAGAAUAGAAAUAAAUAGGGACACAUAAAUUUGGACUAAAAUUUCUCACUGAUGAAGUGAAAAAUGAUGAAAAACUAGAUACCAUUAUGAGCCAUAAAAAAUGUAAAUAUUCAUUUUAAACUAAUUUGAAAGUUUGCAGUCUACAUCAAAGUCGAAUACUGCAUCAUCUUCAGGGCCUCAUAUCUCAACACCAUCUCAAGUUGAAAAAAUGUGAGUAGCAGAUAUGUAUUACUGAAAAAGAACUUUUUAUCAACAACCAAGAAAUACAAAUUAAUAUUUUGCAUAAUUUUCAUGUGUUUAGACAUUUUAUAUUUUCAAUGAAACAAACCGGAAUAAAAAUAUUGAAAUUUGAAUCAGCUUCAGCUUAUCACAUCCUUCAAUAUUAUAAGAUAAAUAAGAAGCCAUAUGAUUAAUAGACAGGUUCCAUUCAUGUUUUCAAAAGAGUAAUAUUUUUUUAAAAAAAUAUUUGAGCAAAAAAACUUAAUUUUGAGAGAGCUUGGACUUAUUAAGUGAAAAUUUAUGAAAAACUAAAUACCAUAAUGAGCCAUAAAAAAUGUAAAUAUUCAUUUUAAACUAAUUUGAAAGUUUGCGGUCUACAUCAAAGUCAAGUACUGCAACAUCUUCAGGGCCUCAAAUCUCAACACCAUCUCAAGUUGAAAAAAUGUAA
Messenger RNA from Lymnaea stagnalis (great pond snail), 6686 nucleotides. NCBI's taxonomy places the organism in Eukaryota, Metazoa, Mollusca, Gastropoda, Lymnaeidae. The record is from the annotation of a GenBank genome assembly.